This is a messenger RNA of Vitrella brassicaformis, 1952 nucleotides long. The record is from the annotation of a GenBank genome assembly. Lineage: Eukaryota; Vitrellaceae.
ACACGAAUGCACAAGACACGCACAAACAUGCACGACGUCAAGUCUCUGUCCGACCAACCCACCCAGCUAAAAAGAUGGGCGUGUGAGCGUGUGCAUGCGUUGGCAGGUGGCCGGCCGAUGUUGACGAAACUUGCCUGGGUGAACAAGGGGGAGGGCCCUGUGCAUGCUUUUGUGUUUCCGCUGUUUGUCCCCCUCACACCCUCUCUCACAUACUCACUCCCCCUGUGGGUGUGUCGAUGGACGGAUGGCGUCUCCCUGUGGCUGAGUGGCUGGGGAGUGCUUUGAGUGCUUGUGAAAAGGAGUGCAGACAUUGCAUGUCAAAAAGGAUGGCAGAUAAGUACAGGUCCUACUAUGAUACAGAUGCCUAGCUAUGGUACAGAUGACUCAGUCUGGUUUUCUUUCAGCUGCCACAGAUACAAGACACGCCGACAGGCAGAGACGUGGUGGAUGCCAUGGAUAAAGACCAAAGACUAUCGAUACACAAAUAUAGUAGAGGGUCGCUGACAGAUACGUACUGGAAGGUCACUGUCUUGUCACUCUGGUCUUGUCUCACACGAAUGAACUGCUUUUUUGAAGUCUUGAGUCGUUGAUGGAGUCAACGGGAUCCUGUGAGACAGGUCGCAGUGUCGUAUGUCUUCCACUUUUUCAUUUGCCUUUGAAGGCCGCCGUCGCCGUCGCCUCGUGUUCUGUUCCCGCUGAAGCUGGCCCAGUCGUCUAACAAGGGCCACAAGGAACUGGCGAAUGCCCUCACGGCUCAAGCAAUCCCUGUGAAGAAGAACGCAACAGUAGUGAAUGACUAGCAUCCAGAGGGCAAAGGCUUGCACUAACCACGCGAAUCUGUGGCCGACCCAGGCUAUUUGCCGCGCUACUGCAUCGUUCUUUUGGAACCACUGCACUUGCCUCUGUAGAUCACGUGCGCUCGAGAACGGAACCAGAAGCAGUCGCUUAAGCGGUGAAUCGUAGAAUUGAGACCCAAGGAAAUUCAGCUGAUCCUGGAACACGACAGCGCCACUCAGGAGAGAGAGGCGCAGCCGGUGAGACCACGGGCCAAACUGCGCCACAGAGAAAUGGACAGAGAAUAAGGUAUUUUGCGUGUGUAAGACACAUUGUUCACAUCCUGACCCCUGAUAGACGAUACAGGACGCGUUGGCCAUGGGGGAGAAAGAAAGAUUGAGUGUCUUACCGACAAGGUCCAAGUGAUAUUUGUGUGUCAGUAGCUGCCUUUGCCACUCAGCCGAUGACAUCUCGGCAGCGCGACAGAUAUGAGACGCUUUGCAGCCCAGCUUGCUGCAGCCAACAACGAGAGAGAGGCAUAGCAGUGUCAAGAAGGAUGGCCUACGUCUGUCCUACCGCUGCAGCUCAAGAGCUUUGCCGGUGCAGUUCUUGCCGGGUGUUUUCGGAUUGUCGCCGUCGGCGAUAUAGAAGGCAUCGGACAGCGCUGGAUCGAGAACACUCAUCUCACAGGCCAGCCUCACACGCGACUCAUCAGUCAUCCUGGAACACCAGCAAGAAGUCGCAACUCACACAAGUCGAGUUCUACCUUCCGACGAAGAAGACGGCCUCACGCUUGCCGCCCCACAUGCGCUUCCAUAUCUCCUGGGACAUCCCAUUGUCUGCCGAUCCAGUCAGAUUCGUCCGAAUCCAUGUCUCCUCAUCGUUAUUAUACUGAAAGUAGGGUAGUGCAGGUAUGUCCCACGUGUGGGCAGGAUACGACGAGGUCGACAGCAGCAGUCCAUUCGGAAUGCCACCAUCGGGGCCUCCGACAGGGAGAUCGGAGGCAAAUUCCAGAUCAAAGCCUCCUGUUCUGUUCCUGGUUGCAACAAGGUCUUGAUCCUUUGAUGCGCACAGGUUGAAUGCGUUUUUCGACGCACUCGUUCGCCUGAAAUCAAGAGGAUAGUGAGAGACCACAGUGCCGAAACCAGCGAAAGGAAAUACCACACACUUUACCACAU